Ananas comosus (pineapple) is the source of this 2460-nucleotide messenger RNA. RefSeq names its product subtilisin-like protease SBT2.4. Gene Ontology annotation, biological process: proteolysis. Lineage: Eukaryota; Viridiplantae; Streptophyta; Magnoliopsida; Poales; Bromeliaceae. The coding region runs from base 59 to 2413 and encodes 784 amino acids. The transcript has 8 exons. The record is from RefSeq and is a predicted model, not a curated record. Gene Ontology annotation, molecular function: serine-type endopeptidase activity.
AUCAAUUGCUGUGAAAGAAAUUCUCCGAGUAUCGUCGACAAAAGAUUCAUCAAACAACAUGCUCAUGCAUCGAAACAACCCCGUAAUGUAUAAUCACAUUGACAUUUUCAAUUCGGUGUACGCUUGUGCAUGCAGCGAACAAUAUCGAACCCAAAAAAAGCGUGUAGUGGAAUCUCACACCGAACUUCUUCGAAAAAAUCUUGAUUCUGGGACUUACAGCAAACUCUGCAGCUUUCACCACAUUGUCAAUGGCUUCGCAAUUCGCACAUCUGCAUCUCAGGCAAAGAGACUUGGAAUGGCUCCUGAAGUGCUUAAGAUAGAGAAAGAUAGAAGAACAAAGCUAAUGACCACAUACACACCACACUUGCUGGACUUGCCUAGAGGUGUAUGGGCUCAAGAAGGCGGAGCAGAGCACGCCGGGGAAGGGAUGGUCAUCGGAGUUAUCGACACAGGCAUCAAUCCCUCGCAUCCAAGCUUCGCGUACAGUCCCUCGAGUUCAAGCCAGAGUGAACCAUUCUUGGUUGGUGUUUGUGAGACUGGUGCGCAAUUUCCAGUCGGUUCGUGUAAUGAUAAGAUACUGUCGGCUCGGUACUUCGCGGCGGGGGCAGCUGCAGUUCUUCCUCUCGAUCCUUCGCGAGAUUUGUCGCCUUUUGAUGGUGUUGGACAUGGCAGUCAUGUGGCUUCGAUCGCGGCAGGGAACUGGCAAGUCCCUGUGAUUGUAGACGGUGCCAUGUACGGGUUUGCGAGCGGAAUGGCGCCUCGAGCAAGGCUCAGAGUAUACAAGGCCAUGUAUCCUGCAGGAGGAACUACUGCUGAUCUUGUUUCAGCAAUUGACCAAGCGGCUCAAGAUAGGGUGGAUGUUCUAGUACUUUCCAUUGGACCAGAUGAGCCCCCAGUGGACACCAUAACUUUCAUGAGUGUGCUUGACAUCUCCUUGCUUUUAGCAAGAAGAGCUGGCAUGUUUGUGGCUCAAGCUGCAGGAAACAAGGGACCAGGAGAAGCCUCUGUUGUUUCUUUUAGCCCUUGGGUGGUGGGAGUUGGUGCUGGCACUACUGGAAGAAGUUAUAGCCCUGUGCUUGUCCUGGGAAGUGGCCUCCAAAUUCAGGGUGUUGGCUUGUCAGUACCAACUCCUGGAGAUGGGAUUUUCCAAUUCAGGCUGGUCUCAGCUAGGGAUGCAGCAGCAGCAAAUCUAAGCAGCCCGACGGACGCCGAAGAAUGCCAGCACCCGGAGGCGCUGCAGCCUGCAAAAGUGCUUGGCGGCAUCGUUAUCUGCUCGUUCUUGCAGGGCUUCUUGAAUGGCACGUCGACAGUCACCGCCAUCCUCGACACAGCGAAUACUCUCGGAUUCCUCGGUUUCAUUCUCGUCGCUAGUGCUUUGUAUGGAGACUUUAUCGCGCAACCCCUCCCCUUCCCCAUUCCGGGCAUUAUGAUCCCUCGCAUAACUGAUGCGAAGGCUCUCUGGGAGUACUACGAGAAUCAAACAUCCUGGGACGUAAAAGGUGCGAUAGUCGGCAACCAUGCAAGUGCAGCAAUCAAAGAAGGAAGAGUCCCGACCUUCGCCGGGUCAACACAAGCACCCGUCGUCGCCCGAUUCUCGUCUAGAGGGCCCGACAUCUUGGACUGGGAGUUGCAUCCGGCCGAUGUGCUGAAACCGGACAUACUCGCCCCCGGCCAGCAGAUAUGGGCAGCAUGGAGCCCGAUCAGCGCAGCCGACCCGAUUCUCUCCGGCCAUCGCUUUGCGCUGCUGUCGGGCACAAGCAUGGCGGCGCCGCACGUCGGCGGAGUCGCGGCACUUAUCAAGCAGUUGCAUCCAUCAUGGACGCCAUCGAUGAUAGCCUCUGCUCUAUUGACCACCGCAAAUAAGCAUAGCAAUGCCGGCAGGCCGAUCAUGGCAGAAGGCGCAGAGCUGUACUCGGUGCAUCUUGCCACACCAUUCGACUACGGUGCUGGAUUUAUAAAUCCGGUGAAAGCGCUUGAUCCAGGACUAGUUCUUCCAGCAGAAUUUGGAGACUACAUGGGCUUCUUGUGCUCAUUGCCCAACCUUACUCCAGGCGUCGUCCGCGCCGCCACCGGAGCAGCAUGCAAAGCUUCACUCGCUUCGCCGACGAAUCUAAACCUUCCGUCGAUCACAAUAUCAAAUCUAAGAGGAUCACCGUCAGUUCGCCGCGUGGUGAAGAACGUCGCCAACAAAUCGGAGACGUACUCGUGCUCCGUGAUCUCGCCGGAGGGGGUGGAAGUUAGUGUGCAGCCACCAUCAUUCAACCUAGCUCCACAAGGAACACAAAAUUUGGAGAUUAGGUUAAAUGUGACUAGGGCAUCAAACACAUUUAGUUUUGGUGAGAUUGUUCUCACUGGGAGUUUUGAUCACAUUGUAAGGCUGACAUUGGCAGUGCUACCAACAGCAGUCAUAUAGGAUAAGACCAUGUCUAUGAUCAAAUAUGAUUUGGCAUAUUAUAAAAU